Centruroides sculpturatus (bark scorpion) is the source of this 1255-nucleotide messenger RNA. Its product is annotated as neuferricin-like. Lineage: Eukaryota; Metazoa; Arthropoda; Arachnida; Scorpiones; Buthidae. Gene Ontology annotation, cellular component: membrane; endomembrane system. Bases 119 to 973 code for a protein of 284 amino acids. The transcript is spliced from 4 exons. The record is from RefSeq and is a predicted model, not a curated record.
UAUACCUUUUAAAAAGUAGGGAGGUGUUUAUAAAAUUGUGGCGCGUGAUGAUUGCUAGUGAUUUUGUCUGAAAAGAUUUGUCUCAUAUAUUUUAAGAACGACUCGAAAAUUAUUAAUUAUGGGUGCUAAAUCUUUUGUCGCGUUAACUGUUCUAAUUGCCGGCAUGGGUAUUGCAAUUGUGUAUCUUUCACCACACGUUGCUUAUGUUCAAGUAGUGAAAAAAUUCCUCGAACAAUAUUCCACUUUCGAUUAUUUUCGGUCUUCGAGUGAAUCUCAAUCUAUAUCGAGUGGAGAAAGAAUAUUUACUGUGGAAGAACUGAGUAAAUACGAUGGAAGUGGAAGCAGCCCAGGACUAUAUUUAGCCAUACUUGGAAAGGUAUUUGAUGUGGAAAAAGGAGCUCAACACUACAGACCUGGAGGAGGCUAUUCAUUUUUUGCAGGUCGUGAUGCCACUAGAGCUUACGUAACUGGAGAUUUCUCAGAUCAAGGUCUGGUUGAUAAUAUCGAUGGAUUGGAAAGUUCUGCGUUACUAGGAAUAGAUGACUGGUUACAUUUUUAUGAAGAAGAAUAUAUAUAUGUUGGUAAAUUGAUUGGAAGAUAUUAUGAUAAAAAUGGAAAUCCAACUGAGGAAUAUAAAUCUGCAAGACAAGCUAUUGAACAAGCUAAACAGGAUAAAGUAAAUUCAGACAAAGAAAAGAAACUAUUUCCACCUUGUAAUUCUGAAUGGAGUAGAGAGAAGGGUACAAGAGUUUGGUGUACAAAUAAAAGUGGAGGUGUUGAGAGAGAUUGGGUUGGGGUUCCAAGAAAGCUUUUUAAACCUGGUCAGCAGGAGAGAUGUGCUUGUGUAAAAGAUUCAGGUUCUCCUUCCGGAAGUUCAAAAAAUAUUGAUAAUAGAGGAGACUUAGAUAAUCCCAACUUGAAAGAAUAUGCAAAUUGCGCUCCAGAUUCAACUUCUUGUUCAUGGAAAGAUUGAACCACAUAACGGGUAAUUUAAUUAACACAAAUUGCUGUGAUCUGUGAUAUUUUGGUUACAGUUAAAUAUUUAAGAAAGUUUAAACUAGGCUUUUACAGUCACAAUAAACAAGUCUUAUGAAUCUCAAGAUUAUAAACACUUCUAGAUGAUUUAUUAUAAAUAGGUCACAUUGCUUGAAUAACAAUUUUCUGAAAUGUUUAUUUUGAAUUAAUAUAACAAUAAAUAACUUAUUAUAUAAAUACAUCAUUUUAAUGAUGAAAAAAUCAGGUUUAAAAUUUUAAA